Molecule: messenger RNA, 597 nt
Organism: Lactuca saligna
Lineage: Eukaryota; Viridiplantae; Streptophyta; Magnoliopsida; Asterales; Asteraceae
Source: the annotation of a GenBank genome assembly
AUGAAGAUGAUACCUCCGCUCCCGUUUGUUCCUCGGCGGCCGUCUUCUCCGUCGACACGUUGCCGUCACCACCCGUCUCCGCCCAGCUCGCCUUCUUCUCCGGCGCAUCCGCCUUCCCUGCCUCUUUGCUCGAUUCUUCCCCAAAAAGGCAAAACCCUAGUUCACUUUAAAGGGACUGCCUUCUAUCAUGGCACGAAGGCACGGAAUGGGAUGUUUGAAAUGUUAGACACGAUAAUAGCAAGAAGAAGAAAUGGAAGUGAUAUGCAACAAGAUUUCUUGGGGUCAUUGAUUAUUAAGCAUGUAAAAGAAGGAUCAGAAGGAGAAGAUGACGAUGAAAAACUAACGGAUGCACAAAUGAAGGACAACGUAUUAACACAGCGAAUUACAGGUCACGACACGACAACGCCGCCCUUACAUGUAGAAAAUCAAGCAACCUUGGAUCAACUCAAAGAGGAACAUAUGGAAAUCUGGAGCAAGAGGAAAUCUGGAUCAACUCUCACAUGGUCAGAAGUCAACAACAUGCCUUAUACGGAAAAAGUGGAGCCGAAAUGCAUUGUUAUAAACAAAAGUAAGGUAGGUAUUAUGGUUAAAAGUUAG